AAAUUGUGAAUGUGAGUGAAGAUAGUUCGACCAAUCAUCAAUAGGUGCUGACGGGAGACUGGUGUAAAUAUCAGCCCAGCAGCAGCCAGCCAGCACCAGGCAGUGGUGAUCAGCGUUAAAAAACUACUCGGUCAGUUACAGUUACAAACGGAGACGGCGAUCGCCCAGUAGGAUGAUAAAUCAAGGAUAGAAAUCGGCAUUCGGUGGAAAAUGGCAUCCGGCUCGGGCUCCGGGAGGCCCGGAGCGGCCGAUUCGAGCCACUCGGUCGACAGAUUGGUCCGAGUCGGCUACUAUGAGCUGGAGAAGACCAUCGGCAAGGGCAAUUUCGCCGUGGUGAAACUCGCCACUCAUGUGGUCACCAACACCAAAGUUGCCAUCAAAAUAAUUGACAAGACCAAGUUGGACGAGGAGAAUCUGAAGAAAAUAUUCAGAGAAAUCCAAAUUAUGAGCAAACUUCGACACCCUCACAUCAUACGCUUGUACCAAGUGAUGGAAACUGAGAAAAUGAUAUACCUGGUGACCGAGUUUGCAAGUGGAGGCGAAAUUUUUGACUUUUUGGUAAAUCAUGGAAAAAUGGCUGAACCUGAAGCUAGAAGAAUUUUCCACCAAAUUGUAGCUGCUGUUCACUAUUUGCACGAGAACCACGUUGUGCACCGAGAUUUGAAGGCAGAAAAUCUUCUGCUGGACUUGAGAAAUGAUAUCAAACUAGCUGACUUUGGCUUCAGUAACCACUUCCAUCCAGGCCAGAUGCUCACUACCUGGUGUGGAAGUCCACCAUAUGCAGCACCAGAGCUCUUUGAAGGCAAGCAGUAUGAUGGGCCAAAAGCUGAUAUUUGGAGUUUGGGAGUUGUUUUGUAUGUUCUGGUUUGUGGGGCACUUCCUUUUGAUGGCGAUACUCUACAAAACCUCAAGGCCAGAGUCAUCGACGGAAAAGUUCGAAUACCCUAUUUCAUGUCUAGUGAUUGCGAGCUUCUUGUUCUAAAUAUGUUGUCUGUGGACCCUGAAAGAAGACUGAGCCUCCCUCAGAUUUUAGAACACAAAUGGAUGAUCCAGGGAAUUCAUGAUCCGUGGAGAGAUAGACUUUUACUCACUUCAGAAUGGGCCUGGCAAAUGGCUGUAGUUGAUAGCCAGGAUCCACUGAAUUCUCUAGUUGUCGAACACAUGCUCCAACUUCCAGGACUCACCUCAGACCUAAUUAUUCAGAGUGUGAAGCAAAAGAAUUUUGAUCAUAUUAGUGCCAUAUACCAUUUGCUGGUUGAUAAGCUUGAGAAGCAGCAACGCCAUCACCUGAUGCACCAACAAACAUCCUUGUCUUCAAUUUCAACUCCAGUGGCACCACAGCCGCAACGCAAAGCCAGUAUUACUACAGGAGUUGUCGAUCGAAGUCCUGCAAGCGAGGAUGAUAGUUCUGGAGGAUCUCCCUUGGUUUCAAUGCCCCAUAUUCCUACAUCAUUACUACUUAACGAUUCUCAACUCUUAGAAAAAUUCACAGAUAUUGCCGAGGUUGACCCAGCAACUGCUGCCAAUAUUCAAACACAAAGUGCCAACCAAGGCGACAAAUACCUGGCAGUACGAAGGCACACUGUUGGACCUGGUGAUACUGUGCAUGAGCAUGUGCUUGAGGCACAUCUGAAGUUAGGGGCUAUUGACAACAUAUGCGCACCAACGCUUAGUAUGCUACCAAACACAAAUUUGCCACAAAACCUUCCCUUGGUGCAAAAUCAACCACCACAAAACUUCAGCAUUAAAGAUCAACAUUUACUGAAACCUCCAUCUGUCAUGGGCGCUUUUGGAAACUUUGGUCGCAGAGCAUCUGACGGCGGAGCCAAUUUGCAAAUUUUCUUCCAGCGUCAAGUUGAAGGAGCGUGGAGUCAGCCAGGAAGCCAAGAACAAUUGCCACAUCCCCUGCAACCAGGAAGUCCAACUGUGUCACAGAGGUCACAACCCUUACCAUCCCACAAUGGAGCUCAAGUUGAGCCAAGUGAUUUAUCAGCACCUAUUGGAUCAGGAGAAGAUUCUCCAGAUAUGUAUGCUGUUGCUCGAUACCUGCAAGUUCGAGGCAAUUCCAAGAGGCACACAGUCAACAUUCCAUUAGAUGAAGAUGCACAAGAGUCUCAACGCAAAAGUCGAGUGAGACGCACUGGACUUUCGACUGUGGCCGAGAGGCCACCAGAGAUAAGUAGAGAAGUCAUUAUGGAAGUCGAGGCACGCAUGAAAAGGCAGUACACUGUGCCAAACACAAUGCUGCCUCCACAAAUCCCAGCAACCAGAGUUAAGUCUUACCCAAGGACAAAGUGGAGUGGCCUAGCAACAGUCCAAGAAACCAACCGCCGAGACAGUUUUAAAGAAGUCAACACACUUCACCUUCCCUUAGAACGCUACAGCCCUGUUCGAAGAGCCAGUGAAGGUUGCACCUCCUCCUUGCAGUACCACCGAGCUACCUCAAGUCCUGGUACCUCGUGCAGCCCCCAGCCAUGCUUAGACGCAAGUGUCAAAGCUUUGCAGCUAGAAUGCUAUCAGCUGCAAAAAAAUAGUGGUUUGGCAGAUUCACAGAGCCAUGCUGAACAGCAAAUGCUCCACUUGAAGCACAUAGCAGACAAAAUGGCCUUGAGUUCACCACCUUCGCUGUCUCCGUCUUCUCCGUCCCCCGGUGCAUCUGUUCCCACUUCGCCUUCUCACCACGCUUACAGCCAGUCCUCUGACAAUAACGCUUACAUCACUCAAACUCUACAACGCCUCCAGCUCCAGCAGCAACAGCAGCCAAGAGGAGCCUCUCCAGGUCUUCCGGAGGACCCUUCAGUUGCGAUUUUGUCUCCUCGAAUAGCUGCACUCUGUUCAAGCCCCCAACACCAUCGAAGCUCCCCACCACCACCUGGCCUUAGUUGCAUAAAUGAAGAUGUGAUGGAACAUUCUCCUUCCAUGUUUCCAGGAUCUAGACCUCUCAACAAAAUCCUCUGCAACCCUCAAAUUUCAAUCACUGACGAACUGGGCGAAACGAUCCCAGGGAGUGACACCAGCACGCCCGAAGCUGUCGGUUAUACUGAAUUCUCAACCAUCCUUCCAUCGGUACUCAGCUCGUGCGACCCACAUCGUCCUUCGAUCACCCGAGGAAUCGGGAAAGUGCAACAGCCGCAGCUGAGCAAUAGUGACAGUUCCAACAACAACUCCAACGUUUUCAACAACAUGCACCACAAAAAUCACCAGGACGCUCGUUACAGACAGGAGGCUUUUGCCAAGACUGACUCCCUGAGACACAGUUUUCCACCUCCAAAUUCGCCUGCCCAGUUGUACCACACAGGAAGUGAUGACCUGAACACCUUUAGCCACACUUCGCCUAUAGAUCACCCCAUGGUCGAGUUGCAGAAAACCUCUUCGGGGUCUUUCGAGGUGACACUUUCGGAGAUUUGGUCGCAAGCCUGCGUGAAUGACAUUUUAAAAGGUAUUCGGGAUCAGUUGGUGGCCAGGGGUUCAGUGGUGGGCGAAACCCCGGAUAGAAGUGGCCUCGCACUUCAAGGGCCUGGGGGUGUGCAGGUUGAACUCACUGUGUCUGGUGAGGCAGACUCAAGAGGGCUCCGAGUGCGUAGAAUUUCUGGUGAUCAACUCCAGUACAACCAAUUAUGCCAUGAACUUUUUGCCUGCAUCAGGGUUUGAACUUUCAAGUGAGCACUGCUGUAUUAUUAGUUGUCACUUUCUUUGUUUCACUGUGGAAGUUGUAAUCUGGCUGUUUCAAGACAUUCCAGCAAAUUUAAAGCGUAAAAUUGCUUCUGUUUUAAGGAAAUUUAAAUUUUGACUAAAUUUCAGAGUGUAAGGGCAUUAAUGAUAAUGUGCCGUUGCUGAUAUAUCAUUUGAUGUUUAUUUUUCUCAAUGUUAGUGCGAUUAUUCUGUGAAUGGUGAUAACACACUAGUGAUUCUUACUCAUUCCAACAACUGUCGCUGGAAAAUCCAGUUUAUUUUUGUUGCUUUAUAGGAUCAGAAAAUCAUAAUUUGUGCAUUGCACCUGAAGUCAAUGCAUUUAAUUUGCAGGCAUUUUGCAGAUACAGCAAAGUAGAUGCCUAGCUUUAAUAAAUAAGUAAUGGGAAAAAGAGUACCUAGAGUUGAUGGUAAAAUUAUUAUUUCUAACUAAGUGAAUUACUAUGCUUAUUUUUGAGAUUUUAUAAAUGGACCCGUAAUAUGUAUGCAGAGGAAAAUCAAGUUCACGAGCACUAGUCAUAAUCAUAUAGGCUCGCUUAGAAUUUGCAAUUAUUCUUUCUAUCCACAUCCACAAAUGCGCGUGAAAUGUUUUUCUAUUAAGUGUUUUUCAAAGUUUGAUGAUAAAAACGAUUUCAUAUACUGACUGGGUUUGCCUCUAAUACAUUCCAAAAUUUGUAUUAAAAUGCAAAAAUGAGAAUUUUGAAAAGGUUGUGUGGUUUUUCUUUGAGAUCAGCUCUAAUCAAAAAAUAAAAUUAUAUUUUAUAUUUUGAAGCUUCGUUGCAGGGAAUGUUAAAUAUUGUCGUAUGACAUAAGAGUGUCUCUUAUGUGAGAAUGCAGAAAUGUACUUCUGGCUACAUUUUGUAAAAUUUUAUGCACAAUUCCAAAUAUAUUUUUAACUUGAAUCACUAAUAAAUGAACAUGUUUUUCUAACAUA
This is a messenger RNA of Neocloeon triangulifer, 4624 nucleotides long. Its product is annotated as serine/threonine-protein kinase SIK3-like. Lineage: Eukaryota; Metazoa; Arthropoda; Insecta; Ephemeroptera; Baetidae. The record is from RefSeq and is a predicted model, not a curated record. Gene Ontology annotation, cellular component: cytoplasm. Gene Ontology annotation, biological process: microtubule cytoskeleton organization; protein phosphorylation; intracellular signal transduction. The transcript has 18 exons. Bases 211 to 3651 code for a protein of 1146 amino acids. Gene Ontology annotation, molecular function: ATP binding; tau-protein kinase activity; protein serine/threonine kinase activity.